Messenger RNA from Cordyceps militaris CM01, 960 nucleotides. RefSeq names its product PQ loop repeat protein. Gene Ontology annotation, biological process: phospholipid translocation; retrograde transport, endosome to Golgi. The transcript has 3 exons. Gene Ontology annotation, cellular component: trans-Golgi network; endosome. The record is from RefSeq and is a predicted model, not a curated record. Bases 1 to 960 code for a protein of 319 amino acids. Lineage: Eukaryota; Fungi; Ascomycota; Sordariomycetes; Hypocreales; Cordycipitaceae.
AUGAGCUUCUUCACGGCCGUGAUUGGCGUCUUGGCCCCUCUCAUGAUUGCGCUGUCGCCCGUGCUGUCCUAUGGCGACCAGGCCCUCGCGAUGCACCGCAGCAAGUCGAGCGCCGGCUUCUCGCUCGAUAUUCCGCUCAUCAUGCUUGUCGCUUCUUUUCUCCGCAUCUUUUACUGGCCCGGCGCGCGAUACGAUACGAGUCUACUUGUCCAGUCCGUCAUCAUGGUCGGCAUGCAGCUGGCCCUGCUCAAAAUCGCCCUUGACAACCGCCCCGGCCCCUCCUCCAAGGGAGGCGAGUCCAGCCAGCCAUUCAACGGCAUGCAGGCCAACGAAAAGGGCUUCGUCGAGGCUAUCCUAAACUUUGAGCGCCCCUACAACUUUUGGCAGUGGAAGGCGGACAAGCCGUACUGGCACUUCCUCAUGUACUUUGCCCUCGCCCUCUGCGUCCUCCAGCUCAUCUUCGCGCCGAUCCACUCCUUUUACGGCUUCUACUCGGAGAUGCUCGGCAUCGUCGGGCUCUCCGUCGAGGCCACCCUGCCGCUCCCGCAAAUCGUCGCCAACAUCCAGACCCGCGCCUGCAAGGGCUUCCGCCUCUCCGUCCUCGCCAGCUGGCUCAUCGGCGACGCCAUGAAGAUGAUUUGGUUCUUCACCUCGACCUCGGAGAUUCCCUGGGCCUUCAAGGUCUGCGGCGUCUUCCAGGCCAGCUGCGACUGCCUGCUCGGCCUGCAAUACUUCUUCUUUGAGACCCAGGCCGGCGCCCAGCUGCUCCAGUCGACACCGUUUGCCUCGGCCGUCAGCAGCCACCACAGCGUCCAGUACCACCAGAUGCAGCAACUGCAGGACAGUGACUGGGAUAGCCACCACCACCCGUCCGAAUACAAGCCUGCCCUGCACGCCCCCGCGAGAAGCCUCACCCCGACGAGACGGCCUGCGCCCUUUAGCGACGACGGUGUGGAAUAG